AUGGAAACUAACAUUCUCUCUGCAAGCUACAAUAACGGAUCUGCCGACGCUUUGAAAAUUGUCGGGAGUCCGUCAUACAAUAAUGCUUGUCGCAACACCUUCCGCACGGUUUUACAGAAGAAAGGGGUAACGGUGGAUGUCUUUGGCCUCUGUAGCGGCUAUUGGCUGUUCCCUCUUGCAGAAAAGAACAUCACCGAAAGCACCUGUCCUUUAACAAGCUACGAAGAUGUCGGCUCGGUUGUUAGCUACCGAUCAUUGUCAGCUUCAUGCAAUAACGCGAAGUGCUCCAACCCUUCGCCUCAAGCAUCGACUUCUGCGUGUGGUCAAAGUAUUCUCGACGCUGCCAUAAUGCUGACAGAAAACGAUUCUCAGAUCAGCGACUGUUACUAUGUCGUCACUAUGAGAAUCGCGCAAGCGCACUUCAAGAGCGUCUACAAAUCCGUGUUCUUCUUGUGCGACGCUGUGCCUCCACUUGCGAAUGCAUCCAUUAACUUGACCGCUAUAUCUCCACCAUCUCCGGUGGCUGCGCCACCUGUCCAAGGACCAGAUGCAUCAGCUCCAUCGCCUUCGGCAAAGCCAUCGUCCCCUGCACCAGCACCUGCCCCUUCAUUGAAGCGAGCGAGCUUUGAGCUACAGCAGUUUCUGGAGCAGGAGAAGCAGAAGGCGAUGUUGAAUGAGCUGGUGGCGAAGCUCACGGAGGUGUGCUGGGACAAGUGCGUUACGGCCGCGCCGGGAACCAAGUUUAGCGGAUCGGAGUCUUCCUGCCUUAGCAACUGCGCGCAGCGGUAUCUUGAUGUCAGCGGACUGGUCGUGCGGAAAUUUCAGAGCAUUCAAAGAUGA
Molecule: messenger RNA, 840 nt
Organism: Closterium sp. Yama58-4
Lineage: Eukaryota; Viridiplantae; Streptophyta; Zygnematophyceae; Desmidiales; Closteriaceae
Source: the annotation of a GenBank genome assembly